CCGACACGUAUCCUUAUUAUACCGCCUCAUCUGCGCCAACUCCUUUUCUCUUCGGUAUUUUACACUCAACAUCAUCUUCAGCCUUUCCUUCUUUCUACGGUAAACCUCUCGUAAACCAAUACGCUAUGGAACACCUCGUACGCGUUACGGAUACUAUCAAGGGCUUCCGGGAAACACGCUUGAGCGCCCUUCGCCCUCCUACCGAGUUCUUCGACCAUCAUCGCUUGUCACGUCCACAGGACGGGAACCAGGCUAUUUCUAGAAUCUCUUAUAACACUCGAUACUUCUCUGGGAAUUAUGGAGUUAUCGUCGCUAUUUUGGCUGUAUACGCUUUGAUAACGAACCCCCUUCUACUCAUCUCCAUCGGCUUCCUUGUCGGCGGUUUCGCAGCAAUUAACAGAUUCGCCCCCGAACCAAUGCAAGUAGGCGACCAAGUCAUCACCCAAAAGACACUCUACAUCGCACUCUUCGUCAUCGGUAUCCCUCUCUUAUGGUGGUCCUCCCCACUCGGAACCUUCUUCUGGCUUGUUGGCGCUUCGUCGUUCGUCAUCCUCUUCCACGCGUGCUUCAUGGAACCCGGUAUCGAGAGCGAGUAUUCUGCGGUUGAGGCUGGUACCGUGGGUGUUUAAUUGUCUUAAUUGUUUGCAAGGGAGAGAUGGUAGGAGGGCGGAAGUGGCGGGUGUGCAUUGUAUUGUGGGCGAGAGAGGCGUUGUAGAGGGUUGGGAUGUGUUUGUUGUUGGAUACUUUUCUUCUUUUACCUUUUACUUUACUCGUCUUUUUUUCAGAUUCGGACUAGAUUAGACCUUUCGUCAUUCGCUCGUGAAUACUUGACAUUAUCGUCUAAUCGUAUAUUUA
Messenger RNA from Fomitiporia mediterranea MF3/22, 855 nucleotides. RefSeq names its product ER to Golgi transport-related protein. Gene Ontology annotation, cellular component: Golgi apparatus. The transcript is spliced from 6 exons. The record is from RefSeq and is a predicted model, not a curated record. The coding region runs from base 126 to 629 and encodes 167 amino acids. NCBI's taxonomy places the organism in Eukaryota, Fungi, Basidiomycota, Agaricomycetes, Hymenochaetales, Hymenochaetaceae.